This is a messenger RNA of Phymastichus coffea, 2747 nucleotides long. RefSeq names its product adenosine deaminase 2-like. Gene Ontology annotation, biological process: inosine biosynthetic process; adenosine catabolic process. The transcript has 5 exons. Gene Ontology annotation, molecular function: adenosine deaminase activity. Lineage: Eukaryota; Metazoa; Arthropoda; Insecta; Hymenoptera; Eulophidae. Bases 2 to 1504 code for a protein of 500 amino acids. The record is from RefSeq and is a predicted model, not a curated record.
AAUGCUGUUCGUUUUUGCAUUGCUGUGCUCUCUGAUUCAUUUUUCAAGUUGCGACAUAAGCGAUAAUGACGUUUUCACGGAUUAUCUCGAGGAAAGACAAAAUAUUAUCGAUGCAGAGCAAUCGGCGGCGUUCGGUUCGAAAAUCAUUCUGAGCGACAGAGAACGGCUUGCAAAUAAAAUUUUGACGAAGUACAAGCACGAAGAACUGGAAAGAGCAUUCGAUGACUCGGCAAUCUUUCCACCGUCGAAGAAUUUUUUACGAGUGAGCGGCGACAUCGAGCAGUCUAAAGUCUACCGAACAAUACGCAAAAUGCCGAAGGGCGGCGUAUUGCACGCGCACAUAUUGGCCAUCAGCUCGCGUGACUUCAUCCUCGAGAACGUCACUCGCCGGUCAAACUUGUACAUGUGUCGUCACUGGAGCUCAUUGCAACUGAAAUUUUUCGAUGAGAAAGGUGCGGCCAAUCAAAGCGACUGCAAUUGGGAAUUGCUCGCGCGAGCGCGCACGAGAGAUAAAUCAAUUGACAAUGAGAUUGCCGAGGCCCUGAGUAUGUACUACGUGGCUGAGAAAGACGUCGAUGACACUUGGCAAAAGUUUUCGAGCAUUUUUCAUUUUGUCAAGUCGUUGAUCACAUAUCGACCUGUUUACGAAGAUUUUCUGUACCACACAAUGGAAGAACUUUACGAUGACAAUGUCCAGUUUAUGGAGAUUCGUACGUCUUUUACCACUUUGUACGAACUUGAUGGUUAUCAACAUAACUACCUUCGUGUCGCUGAAAUCGACAACAAAGUGGUCGAGCGAUUUAUGAAACGCCAUCCGGAUUUCUUGGGUGCCAAGUGGAUCUACUCCCCUCGGAGAAGCAUUCGACGCUUAACAUUCGUCGAGCAUAUCGAGAGAUUUCGCAAUCUCAAACGAAUGCAUCCCGACCGCAUAGUUGGAUUCGAUCUCGUCGGCCAGGAAGAUAAAGGCCCCCCAUUGUUACACUUCGCCGAGGAACUGCUGGACCUUCGCAACGAGACGAAUUUUUACUUUCACGCCGGGGAGACUAAUUGGUCUGGGCAGGAGACCGACGAGAACCUCAUCGAUGCUGUUUUGCUCAACGCUAAGAGGAUUGGACACGGUUACACGCUGAUCAAACACCCAAAGCUGAUGGAGAUGAUCAGGAGAAGGGACGUGGGCAUCGAAAUCUGUCCAAUAUCAAAUCAAGUAUUGAAGCUCGUCAGAGAUCUGCGAAACCAUCCGGCGAGUUUCUUCUUCGCGGAGAACAUGCCGGUAGUGGUGUCGAACGAUGACCCCGGCUUCUGGGGCGCGAGAGCGCUCAGCCACGACUUCUACGAGGCUUUCGUCGGUAUCAUGUCGAGCAGGGCUGAUUUGCGCGCGCUCAAGCAACUUGCCAUUAAUUCCAUCUCAUACAGUAGCUUAAACGAUUCCGAGCGAAAGUUUGUUCUACGUGUCUGGGAAAGACGAUGGCGUGAUUUUAUUUCCGACGUUGUAUCGCACGGCUAGACGUUUUUCACUGUUCGCGGGUUUCGCUUGUUUCAUUGCUCUGUGACAAUUAUUUAUUUAUUUUUUUUUAUGAAAUAGUUAAUAUACUGUGUUGAAUUAUAUUUGAAAUGCCGCAAUGCAGAAUUUAUUAUCACCAACCUGUAGGUAACCUCAACAUCUUGAGAGUAUAAACGUUACGUAUGGUGAUGAAUUUUCAUGCAUGGUUUCACUGUCGAUUUAAAUAAUUAAUGAGUCGAGCAUAAUUAUAAGCACAAUAAAGAAUUAACGAUUUCGCUUUAUUAAAGAAAUACUUGAAUGUAUGCAGUUUAUCGAUGUUUCGGGCUAUAGAUAAUCAAAAACAUCAUACGAUGGUUUAUUUUGAAGCUGCUUUCGGAUGCUUCAAAACAAGAUUUCACGAUUUUAAAAUUCUAAAUAUAUAAACCAAUUACAUUACUUCAACAAUUUAUUUAAAAAAUAAUUAUAAGACUGUUUUAACUGACAAAUCUUAUUCAAUACCAUUUUUCACCUAUUUUUUAACAUUUCCAAAUGUAUGAACUAAGAUAUUUUUUAUUCCAUUAAAUAUCUUAUCAAUCGACAGAAUGCACAAACAGAUAUCAUCAAAAUAUAAUUUUAUAGUCUCAUGACUUAUAAAAAAAAUUUAUUGAAAAACCUUUCUCUAAUCACAUAUAAGACGUUUAGAUCUAUCAAAAACUUACAAUUCAACUAUAUCAUGACAAAACCAAGCAAACUUGUUCGUUACGAAAUGGAUAAUAAUUUUUCAUGUCUAGAUUAUAGCAUGUUACCUUAUUGUAAAAAUAGUUGGCGAUUUAAACGAUGAAACUGCUAAUAAAGCAUUGAAAAUUGCUUCGUCGAGAUAAAUAAUUUCGCGCUUCGGACUCAGGAGGUUCAGAAACGGUAAACUCAUGACUCCUACAGUAGUAUAUAUAUAUGUUAUAUGUGCAUGUCAGAAGAAUCCACUUAAUGGUAAAGUUGCAUAUAUAUAUAUAUAUAUAUAACCAAUAUCAGUACCAAAGUAUAUAUAAAAACCACUGAUCAAACGGUAGGAUCGUGUAAUUUACAAUUGAUUAUUAAUUUUUAACAGAAAAGUUUUCAAACGAGUGUACAAUCAAUGUAUGUAAAGUAUUAAUUACCGUCACGAUCACUUUCAGCAAUACAUUAUUUCUAAUUUCGGUGUUCACAUAAGGCCAUAGUGUAAUAAUUGCCUUUAAGAAUUAUCAUUACCUGUUGGGUAGUUUUAGUGUAC